This is a messenger RNA of Blastomyces gilchristii SLH14081, 603 nucleotides long. Its product is annotated as histone H1/5. The record is from RefSeq and is a predicted model, not a curated record. Gene Ontology annotation, biological process: chromosome condensation; negative regulation of DNA recombination; nucleosome assembly. Gene Ontology annotation, molecular function: double-stranded DNA binding; structural constituent of chromatin; nucleosomal DNA binding. The coding region runs from base 1 to 603 and encodes 200 amino acids. NCBI's taxonomy places the organism in Eukaryota, Fungi, Ascomycota, Eurotiomycetes, Onygenales, Ajellomycetaceae. Gene Ontology annotation, cellular component: nucleus; nucleosome. The transcript is spliced from 6 exons.
AUGCCUCCCAAGAAAGCCGUCACCUCCAAGCCCACUGCCACCCAUGCGUCCUACAGAGAUAUGAUCAAGGAUGCCAUCAUUAAUCUCAAGGAACGCAAUGGAAGCAGUCGCCAAGCUCUUAAGAAAUAUGUCCAGGCCAACAACAGAAUCAAUGUGACUUCCCAGAGCGCGUUCGAUGCCCAAUUCAACCGUGCAGUCAAGACUGGUGUCGAGAAGGGCGAUUUCACUCAACCAAAGGGUCCAUCCGGCCCUCUGAAGCUCGCCAAGAAGGAACCAGCCAAACCCGCUGCUAAGAAGGCUGCCGCAAAGCCUGCUGCUGCCAAAAAGGAAAAGACACCCGGUAAGAAGGCCACCACAAAAGCCGCCACCACGACGAAGAAAGCCGCUGCCCCCAAGAAGACUCCUGCCAAACCAAAAGCAAACGUUGCUAAGCCUCGCAAGGCCCCAGUUGCCCCAGCAGUAGUUGAUGCUCCCAAGGUCACAGGAAAGACAAAAUCUGGCCGCGUCACAAAAACAACCGCUAAGCCCGCACCGAAAAAGAAGACCACCGGACCCAAGAAGACCCCCACAAAGAAGGCAACACCGAAGAAGGCAGCAGCAUAG